This is a messenger RNA of Prunus armeniaca (apricot), 564 nucleotides long. Lineage: Eukaryota; Viridiplantae; Streptophyta; Magnoliopsida; Rosales; Rosaceae. The record is from the annotation of a GenBank genome assembly.
AUGGCUAAACAAGAGUUGGAGAAAGAGCAGGAGGAGAAGAAGAAGAAUGGCACAAAAGAGAGGCCUAACAAGAAGGAAGUCAUCAUCACCGUCUAUGUUGAAUCACCAUCACCAUCAUCAGCUUCCCAUUCCCAUCAGAAAACUGAUCAGUUUAAGAAGAUUAAGCCCAACCAAAACUCCCGGAAGCCUCGUCAGAUGGCAAAAACAGGCGGCUAUGAUCGCCGGGCUCACCUCCUUGCUUAUGCUCAAGAGCUAAGAACAACUGGUGGUUCCCAACAGGUGCAAUGGCCUAAGAGUGGUUCAAAGCCUAAGCUGAGGGUGGGUGGCAAAAGGUUCACAACUCCAGUGAGACUCAGAAGAACAAAAAACAAAUGGAGAUAUCAGCACUUAGUCCCACAAGUAGACAUAUCGUGCAAUCCCAAAUCCAUCAUUUGCAGGAACAAAAAGGCCACUGGAUCAGAACCCAAUGCUAACUUUUUGAGGAAAUUAAGGGGUGUAUUGAGAGGAUUGUCAUGGCACUGCAAAAAAGGGUCCAAAGUGGCUGAGAAAAAUCAUGCUGUUUGA